CAAAUGUCAACCUCUCUGUUUGCUUCCUUUUACAAUUCUUUCAAACGAGAUUCAGUGGAACAACUUGCAAGGUGGCGAAAGAAUAUGCAUGCCACGUCGACAUCCGUGCCGGCGAACCUGAAGCAGAUCCCUUCGCCGUCAUUUUUGUCGCCUACUGCACAACGUCUCUCAGAAAAUCCAAUCUUCAAAUCCAAAAUCAAUUAUGUACCCAAUACUACCCCUGCCUCUCACCUCAAAUAUCAAAACCAGACUAACCAGUUGUCCAAUAUGGCCUGACUUGGAAGGACAAUUCAGUACUUUCAACUUUCCACUUCGAGUCAACCGAUGAUCGCACCACUCGCCGGCUAAAGCAUAUCUACUUUGCCGCCACUUUCAAAUGUUUGUUUUUCCUCUGAUCCAUUUUCAAACGAAACAAACCCAUCAAAAUCCACCAAAUCCUCUCUUCGUCUCCGUUUCUGUCUCUCUUUCUGACGCCAUGAAAGGAGACAGUGGAUCAGUAUUCGCAGAUGGAUUUCUCAAGCCUAGAAAAUCCAAAUCCCGCGAGGUAAGCUCUCGAUUCGUUUCUCCAGGCUCUUCCCCUUCCAUGGACAGUGGAAUUCAGCCUCCAAAUCAAGCUCUCUCUCCGCAACGGCGCAAAUCUACGUCGAUCGAUGCUCCAAAUAACCAGAGAAGCCUUGAAAAGCACGGAUUCAUGCGAGGCAUUUGGCCUUCUUCAACUUCUAGAUCGUCUGAUAAGAAUAAUGUAGGCACUCUCGCGGAUCAUCUAGGAAAUGAGAGACUCAAGGAUUACGUCGAAAGGAAAAAAGAAGCGAAAUCAGCCACUGAUGAUGUAUUUUCUCUUAGUAGGCAGAGGAGUUGCUCUGAAUUUAACAGAUUCGAGAAUGAGAAGGAAAGUAAGGAAAAUCACAGACCAUCACUAGCAGGAUCGAUGAGAUACACAGGCAAAUUGCGUUUUGGGGCAAAAUCAUCGUCAUCGUCAUCGUCAUCGCAUCAUCCAGGUAUUGUUCCAGGACGAUUGUCGGUCGAUGAAAACGCUCUGUAUAGUAGAUCGUCUAGGCGAAAACCAGAUAUUUCGAUGAAUAAUCUUGAUUCAGAAUCAGAGUGUAGUGAUUUAAGUUCCACUGCGGAUUGUAAUCCUGCUGCUAUUGACAAAACUCGCUCUAUGAGCUGGAGAAAAUCAGGUAUUGAAGUAUCGUCCAAGUAUAUGAAUGAUAUACCAACAAGAUCACGAAGAGGGUCAUCUGAAGAGCAACCAGUAUCAUUGGAUAGUUCUCCGAUGAUGAAGAAAUUUACAAUAAAGAAUGCCAUCAAGAGGGCUAAUUCGCUCACCGGAUAUGGGGGUGCCAUGUCACAAUGGGCCUUAUCGCCUGGCCGAACAGGAUCACCACCCAUGUCGGUAGAGAACAAGGCAAGGCCGAUGUCGUUUUCAAGUUUGAAGCCGCCUUCAAGUCCAUCGAAGGUUAAAGGUGUGGAGAAAUUGCUGAAUUUGGGACUUGACUUGUUCAAGAGCAAGAAGUCUUCUUCUGCAGGGUCGUCGCCGGUUGGGGCCGGUAAUGUUGAGACCGUUCAUCAGCUGAGGCUGCUUCACAAUCGGUUGUUGCAGUGGCGCUAUGCAAAUGCCAGAGCUGAUGCUGUGAACGUGAACUUAAACGAUCAAGUGGAGAAAAAUUUGCUAAAUGCAUGUGAUAGUCUCACAAAGCUGAGACAUUCAGUGCUACAAAAGAAUCUAAGACUUCAGAAGGAAAAGAUGGAGAUGAAGCUGGAAUUCAUACUUCAUUCUCAGAUUAAACCACUGGAAGCAUGGGGAGCUAUGGAAAGGCAACACCUCUCAGCAGUCUCAGCGACCAAAGAGUGUUUGCAUUCUGUUAUUUGCAGAUUGCCAUUAGUCGAUGGUGCAAAGGCAGAUCCGCAUUUAGCUUCCCUCGCACUUGGUCGCGCAUCAGAUCUUACAGCUUUCAUCAAAUCCACAUUGACUCCUUUUUCGCCCUCGGCCGAGAAGACGGUUUCAUUGCUUUCCGAAUUAGCAGAAGUUGCUGCACAGGAGAAGCUACUGAUACAAGAGUUGCUUGAACUUUUCAAAACUAUGUCCAAAUUAGAGAUUCAAGAGAGGAGUUUACAGAGCUUUAUUAUUCAGUAUAACUCGAGGACACAACAACAUCAGCAACCCCAUCAGCAGGAGCUACCACAACAAGAAGUCCAGUCUUGAAUAUGCGCCAGACUUCUCUGCUUAGAAACGAAUAGUACCUGACGAAUUUGAAGAACAUUGAUAGGUGUUUCAACAUGUCAUGUAGUUUGGCUUAUAAGCUCCCUCAAUAGCAGAAGUUAGCUUCUUAUUUUUGGAUAACUUUUAGUCAUUUAUGCUUUAUUUAUUCCAGUUUCCACGUAUAGUUUUUCCCCUUUUCAAGUGCAAAAAUCAAUCAA
Molecule: messenger RNA, 2421 nt
Organism: Tripterygium wilfordii
Lineage: Eukaryota; Viridiplantae; Streptophyta; Magnoliopsida; Celastrales; Celastraceae
Product: QWRF motif-containing protein 3
Exons: 6
Coding region: 377-2206 (609 amino acids)
Biological process (GO): spindle assembly; centrosome cycle
Cellular component (GO): nuclear microtubule; centrosome; cytoplasm
Molecular function (GO): microtubule binding
Source: RefSeq, a predicted model, not a curated record